Liolophura sinensis is the source of this 977-nucleotide messenger RNA. Its product is annotated as PCI domain-containing protein 2-like. Gene Ontology annotation, molecular function: RNA binding; double-stranded DNA binding. The record is from RefSeq and is a predicted model, not a curated record. The transcript is spliced from 11 exons. Lineage: Eukaryota; Metazoa; Mollusca; Polyplacophora; Chitonida; Chitonidae. Gene Ontology annotation, biological process: poly(A)+ mRNA export from nucleus; transcription elongation by RNA polymerase II; post-transcriptional tethering of RNA polymerase II gene DNA at nuclear periphery. Bases 163 to 918 code for a protein of 251 amino acids. Gene Ontology annotation, cellular component: transcription export complex 2.
ACCCGAGCUUUCCAGAAUCAGAAGGAUGAGAACUGGGCGUUACCCGUCCUGUACGCAGUCUGUCGAGAUCUCCGCUCUUUUGCUGCCAGUGCGGAUAUUCAGGCUGUUCACAAGGGGCGGGGGAAAGCUGGGGAGAGACUGGAGAAGGCAGCAGACUUGUUGAUGGGAUGCUUCAGAGUUUGUGCCAGUGACAAUCGUUCAGCUAUGGAGGACACCAAGAAAUGGGGCAUGUUAAAUUUGGUCAAUCAGCUGUUCAAGAUAUACUUCAAGAUAAACAAAUUGCACCUUUGUAAACCAUUGAUCAGAGCCAUUGACAUGAGUCAGAGUGACAAAGACAGAUUUUCUUUUAGCUUAUCACAGCUUAUCACUUACAGAUACUACGUUGGUAGGAAGGCCAUGUUUGACAGUGACUUCGAAAGGGCUGAAACGUGUCUCUCGUUUGCCUUUGAGAGAUGUCACCGUGCCAGCAAAAAGAACAAGAGACUCAUUCUAAUCUGUCUGCUACCUGUCAAAAUGUUACUGGGUCACAUGCCGAAAGUUGAGGUCCUGCAGAAAUAUGACUUAAUGGAGUUUGCUGGAGUGGCAAAAGCUGUCAGCUCUGGUAAUUUACUCCUUUUGAAUCAAGCUAUGCAGGAAAAUGAAGCAUUUUUCAUCAGAUCUGGAAUCUAUCUCAUUUUGGAAAAACUGAAAAUCAUCGCCUACAGAAAUCUGUUCAAAAAAGUGUACCUAAUACUGAAAACUCAUCAAUUACCUGUGAAAGCCUUCACUGCUGCUCUAAAAAUGUUAGAGGAAGACGAUGUUGACAAUGAUGAAGUCCAGUGUAUCUUGGCAAACCUUAUCUAUGAUAACAAGAUCAAAGGCUAUAUUUCUCACACCCACCAGAAGCUUGUUGUCAGCAAGCAAAAUCCAUUUCCAUGAUGAUAUUGUCGUGAUGAUAUUGUCAUGAUGAUAUUGUCGUGAUGAUAGUCAUGAUGAUA